This is a messenger RNA of Homalodisca vitripennis (glassy-winged sharpshooter), 1342 nucleotides long. RefSeq names its product calcium and integrin-binding family member 2 (gene Cib2). The record is from RefSeq and is a predicted model, not a curated record. The coding region runs from base 513 to 1109 and encodes 198 amino acids. The transcript has 5 exons. Gene Ontology annotation, molecular function: calcium ion binding. Lineage: Eukaryota; Metazoa; Arthropoda; Insecta; Hemiptera; Cicadellidae.
CAACGACCAAUUAUAAGAAAUUUGAUCACUAUCGCUAAAACGUCUGUUCUAACGAGAUAAUCAUGAACAACGUUAAUGUGUGUACUAUCAAUGAUGACUUAUUAUUCUAUCAGUAACAAGUGCAUCUUGGUGUAAAGUAAUGAUAUUGUAAUCUGUGACAAAUAUACAUUUAUGAUAGUACAAGUGAAUACCAACAACUUACGUCUAAAAAAACUUUUUGUGUGUCUUUAAAAAAUCGCAAUUUUCGUUGAAUUGAAACAACAUUAUUAAAUUGCUGAUAUUUCCCUUAUUCGGUUAAAUUUAUAUUUUACAAUUUAAGUUUUCUUAUUGAAAGUAUAUAAUUCGGAAAACUUUGAUUCAACAUUCAUCCACUUACAUUUCAUAAAAUGAAAAAUUUUGUUAAAAGAGAUUUGAAAUAAAUAGACUGAAAAAUAUUCAUUCUGGCUAAAAUGCCGCAUACCAGGUAUUUCUAAAGAAAUAAACUGAUAAUAAAAGAAUAAUGCAAAUGGCUUAUGUUGAAAAAACUAAAGAAAAUAAUACUACUAGUUGUUUACAAAUGUUACGUCAAGGAUUUUAAUCAUGAGCAAGAGAAGAGAGAGCAUACAGAAAGUGCCAAGAUAAACAAAGUCCAUAAACGAUUCAGAGAGGUCAGUCCAGACAUCGUGCCCAAGCAGAUGACGGGCGAUGAAGCUGCAACUAUCAGGGUACCUCGUGAGCAGAUGGAGAAGUUGCCUGAACUCAAGGAAAACCCAUUUAGAACACGAAUUUUGGAAGUGUUCUCAAGAGACGGAAAAGGAAAUCUGACGUUUGAAGAUUUCCUUGAUUUGCUGUCUGUUUUUAGUGAGCAAGCGCCAAGAGACAUUAAAGUGUUUUAUGCUUUCAAAAUUUACGAUUUCGAUGGUGACCAACACAUUGGACCAGCUGACAUAGAGACAGCCCUAAAGCUUCUGACCCAUAAUGAGCUCAGCCCCGAGGAGGUGGCACAGGUGUGUGAGAAGGCAGUAGAGGAGGCUGAUGUGGAUGGUGAUGGCAAACUUAGCUAUAUGGAGUUUGAACAUGUGAUUCUUCGGGCUCCAGACUUCCUGUCUACCUUUCAUAUCAGGCUAUGAGCUUUCUUCUCUCUGGUGGUGUGAAUUUACUCCCCUCCAGAUCUUGAAAUCAUCCAAAUUCGCGGCUCAUCACCUUCUUCAACUUUCUCUUAUAAUCCUGUUUUUAGAUUUUGAUUGAAAAGGGUUUUCAAUACUUAUGUAAUGAAAAAUUAAACUAUAUAAAGAAGAUUAUUUAUAUUGCUUUCAAGAAUGCAUUCAGUCUUGCACAAAUAAAAUUUAUUUUUUGAGUUUAA